Messenger RNA from Branchiostoma floridae (Florida lancelet), 8142 nucleotides. Its product is annotated as titin-like. Gene Ontology annotation, molecular function: protein binding. The record is from RefSeq and is a predicted model, not a curated record. The coding region runs from base 392 to 7618 and encodes 2408 amino acids. NCBI's taxonomy places the organism in Eukaryota, Metazoa, Chordata, Leptocardii, Amphioxiformes, Branchiostomatidae. The transcript has 31 exons.
CACAAGAAUGAGCCGGUAACGACUCAUGCGUCCUCCUAAUCGCGUGCUUCCGGUGAACAAUUCAUCACGAUCAAUUUGCCGCUGACUCGCCGCCCUUCACAAAAACAUCCCGUGCGUUGUGCGGGCGGGUGUCCCAGGGUGACGGCCGUGAUAAUAACGCAUCUCAUCCCGGGGGAACCGAACAAUGGCGUUACCUUAGCGUCCAACGUCGCGAGGUGACGUUCAACCCAAACAUACCGGCACAUCUCUAGUCAACACUAGACCCAGAUUCCGGACACACCGCAUACAGGGACAGAGCUUAGUUCGCGACUCAGGAAAAACCGUACCGCGUAUCGCUGCUGUAUUUCUACUUGCUGCUAUCAUAACGGUUUCAACUGCCGGAUUUUGAACUAUGUCGUCGACCAAUAGGAGGCUUUAUCACACUCCUCCACCUUUCGUACCAAAGCUCAAAAAGAAGAAGCUCACGGUCCCCAAGGACCCCUUCUCCCGCAACCGCGGACGACUCUGGGAGGACAGGAAGGAUGACAUAGACUACAAGUCCCGUUACGUCUCGCCUGACAGGAAGAAAAAGAGGCCGUGUCAGUGUAAGAAGUGCGUCCUCAAGAGACAAAAUGCCGUCACCUUCCCGAGGGAGGAUAAGGAUGAUGAUGAGCACUCCGGGGACGAGAGGGAGUACGAGAGCGGUAGCGACGAUAGCCACAACGAUUCCGGCGAAGACGGGGGAGACUCCGACAAAGACGGCAGGGAUGACGGAUCUGCUAGUGACCACCAAGACGAGGAGCCCCAGGCCGAUGUUCGCCAUGGCGUUCCGGUGGUCGCCAGGAGGUCCAGUUUGGUCCCCACGGCAGUCAGGUCAAGUACGUAUCCGGACACUGACCCGGGUCUGUCCGAUCCAUAUUGCCUGCGAGUUCCCUCACCGAGCAAGCCGAUUGGUUCCGAAGUUAGCGAGACGUCGGCCUUGUUGUCAUGGCAACCGCCUACAAAAAGACUGGACGAAAUCGUGGGCUACAAACUUGAGGUUCGCCAGCAGCACCAGUCCGAGUGGACCUCCUCUAAGAACGUCUGCACGGAGACGUCCUGCCGGAUCGCCGGCCUCACUCCGGACACCAUCUACCGCUUCCGCGCACGCGCAGUCACCGACACGGACGAGAGCGAACCCAGCUACCAGUCAGACCCCAUACGGACCCUCAAGAGUAGACGAGAUCCUCCCGGCAAACCUAUCGCGACUGACGUCACCGAGACCACCGCCCGGCUGACCUGGCCCAAGCCGCACGACAAGUCCAGGGUGGACCGCUACAUCGUGGAAUCGCGGAAGGACAGGGAGUCCAACCAGUCCAACUGGACGGAGGUGCUGAAGGACAGCGACACGAGCUGUGAGAUCAGGGACCUACAACCGGAUACGCCUUAUCGCUUCCGGGUCAGAGCGUGUGCCGGGUCAGACAUCAGCCAACCAGGAGAGAUGUCCGAAAUCGUUCGGACGAAGAAGGAGCCUCUGUACCCCCCGGGACGACCGUUGGCCACUGACGUCACGGACAGGGACGUGACAUUGACGUGGUCGCCGCCGGACGGAGGGCGGAAACCCUUGGAAUAUGCCGUGGAGCACCGCCGAGAGGGCAGAGACGAGUGGACGUCAUGCAUUGAGACGUUCAAGGAUACCAGAUGCCAGUUGAGCGGUUUAGAUCCAGAGACUCCAUACCGGUUCCGCGUGCGAUCUCUAGCCGGAGAUGACGUCAGCAUGCCUAGCGACCCCUCCGACGUCGUUCGUACGGACAGACAGAAAGUGGUGAUCCCCACGCCUGGAAAGCCGAAGGUCUCCGAUGUGAAGGACACGGAGGCCACCCUGUCCUGGGACACGCCGAAGGGCCGGACCAAGCCUGAUGAGUACCGGGUGGAGGUGUGGGAGGCGGGAGACGAGAAGUGGGCUCCCCACAGCACCGUCAAGAAACCGCCUUUCACUGUGGACGGUCUUAAACCGGAUACUGACCACUACUUCCGGGUCAUCCCGGUCAAGGGGGAGGACGUGGGUGACCCCAGUGAGUACGUUGGCCCAAUUCGAACGGAGAAGAUGAAACCCCCACGUCCCGGCAAGCCCAAGCCCAGCGACGUGGAUGAGUCAAGCAUCAACCUGUCAUGGCCGCCUCCGGAAAAGUCUGAAGACGUCGACGAGUACAUCUUAGAGAUGCGAGAAGACAAGCGGUCUGAGUGGAAGACGGACGUGGUGAAGACCCGGGACACGCACUGCGAGGUGCCGGGCCUCGUGGCGGACACGCCGUACCGCUUCCGUGUGCGCGGCGUGAAGGACGACGUGCUGGGGGACCCGAGCAGUGUGUCCGACCCCAUCUACACAAGGAGACCUAAAGUUCCGACACCGGGAAAACCACAGGCCUCUAAGAUCACAGACGACAGCCUAUCACUUGUCUGGCCGAUGCCGCUAGGACAACCGAAGCUCGCCCUCACCGGAUAUGACGUAGAAUGUCGCCGUGACGAUUCUGAUGACUGGAAAUACAAGACGUCUUGCAAGGAGCCUCCUGUGAAGAUCGAGGAUCUUGAUUCCGCCACUGCCUACAGAUUCAGGGCUCGCGCGAAAACCAAGUAUGAGAAGGGCGACUUCGGCGAAGAGUCAGAUCGCGUCCUCACUGAUCGCGGCUCGCAAUCGCCCAUGAAGGCCAUCAACAUCAACCCAGACUCCCUGCAGGACGACGGACCGACCAUCCUGCCGCCAGGGAAGCCCGCGGCGUACGACGUCGGCGACAGGGACGCCAAGAUCAGCUGGCCGGCCUUGCCGGACGGCAGCGACACCAGGGACGACAACCUGAUAGGCUACGACGUAGAGAUGCAAGAGGAAGGGGAGAGCGAUUGGAAGGACGUCAUAAAGGGGACCAAGUCCAACAAGUGCUACGUUCGUGACCUGAAACGGGAAUCACGGUACUACUUCCGGGUCAAGGCGAACACCAUUCUUGGGGAGAGCGACUAUGGAGAGACAUCGGAUGUGGUCAUCACCACAGGAAACCAAGAGCGAGAGGAUGACUCCAUUCCGCCGCCCGGAAAACCCGAGUUCUGGGACGUCGAAGAGACAGAAGCCAAACUAAAAUGGCCGGCACUGGCGGACGGAAGUGACUGGAGGAACGACGGCAUCACCGGAUAUGACGUAGAGAUGAAGAAGGAUGACGACGACGACUGGGUCUCGGCGGCCAAGGGCGUGAACAAGACGAAGUGUCAGGUCGUUGGGCUGAAUCCUGCCACCCGCUAUUUCUUCCGCGUGCGUGCUCUGAAGGGGAAAAGAGAAAGCGAGCCUGGAGACGUGGAGGUUGUCGUAACUCAAGGAAAGAAAGGUAUUCCACCUCCGGGGAAGCCAGUAGCAUGGGACGUACAAGAGGAGCAGUGCAAACUACAGUGGCCCGUUUUCAUCGACGGCGGGGACGAGAGGAACGACACGACCGGAUAUGACGUAGAGAUGAGAAAAGAGGAGGAAGACGAUUGGGUCUCUACUGCAAAGGGCGUGAAGAGGAACAAGUGCCUCGUUCUGGGAUUACAUCCGGGUAACCGCUACUACUUCCGCGCGCAAGCCAUCACGGAACUUGGGGAAAGCGAGCCCGGGCCACCUUCUGACGCCGUCAUCACUCCAGGAAAGAGAGGGAGGGAUGUCCCGCCACCUGGCAAGCCUGGCGCUUGGGACACCGAGGAGACCCAAACCAAACUGUGGUGGCCAGCCUUGGCCAACGGAAGUGACACCAGGGAUGACGACAUCACCGGAUAUGACGUCGAGAUGAGGGAAGACGGGGAGGACGAGUGGCAAUCCGCUGCCAAAGGGGUGAAGAAGACAAAGUGUCGAGUGGUGGGGCUGAAGCCGGGCACGAAGUACUUCUUCAGGGUGCGGGCUGAGACGGACGACAACGAAAGCGAGCCAGGAGAAGACUCAGACGUGGUCAUCACCAAAUCACAGAAACCCGCACCACCAGGUAAACCUGAAGCGUGGGACGUCGAAGAGGAGGAGACAAAACUCCGCUGGCCCGCCCUGCCGGACGGAAGUGACACCAGAGAUGACGGCGUCACCAAAUAUGACGUCGAGAUGACAGAAGACGGAAAAGACGACUGGAAGACCGUGGUUACCUCCGUCAACGACAACAAGUGCAAGCUGAUUGGUUUAUCCGGCGGAACCAACUAUCGCUUCCGGGUCACAGCCAUUGGGAAAGAGAUGAACAGUGACCCAAGCGAGAUGUCGGACCUCGUGGAGACGCCAAUCAUCAAGAAGUCCAUCACACCUCCGGGAAAACCCGAGGCCUAUGAUACUGAGGAGACCGAGACCAAGCUGAGCUGGCCAGCCCUGGAGGAUGGCAGCAAGUACCGCGACGACAACGUCACCCGGUACGAGGUGGAGAUGAGAGAGGACGGCAAGGAAGAGUGGCACGAUGCCGCUAAAGGGGUGGACGAUACCAAGUGCAAGAUAACGGGACUGCAGCCUGCGACCAAGUACUACUUCCGGGUCAGGGCUGGCACGGAUGAGGGAGAGGAGAGCGAACCGGGGAAGGAGUCUGACGUCGUAGAAACUCCCGCCACUAGAAAGUCCAUCGACCCACCCGGCAAGCCGGUAGCCUGGGACGUGGAGACGACGGAGACCAAGCUGAAGUGGCCGGUCCUGCCCGACGGCAGCUACCGGCGGGACGACGGUAUCACGGAGUACGAGGUGGAGCUGCGGGAGGAGGACGAGCCGGACGGGUGGCGGGACGCGGCCAAGGGUGUGAAGGGGUACAAGUGUAAGAUCAAGGGGCUGAACCCGGGGACGCGCUACCGCUUCCGCGCACGCGCCGUCUCUGACAUCGGCCAGAGCGAACCAGGAGAGGAGUCGGACAUCGUGGAGACCCGCGGCGAGAUGAUAGACCCACCCGGCAAGCCAGAGGCCUACGAUGUCCAGACAAACGAGAUGAAGCUCUGGUGGCACGCGCACGAGAACGGAAGGGACGACAGAGUCGACGGCGUCACUGGAUAUGACGUCGAGAUGAGGCAGGAGGGAUCCGACCAAUGGCUGUGCGUGGCCAAGAACGUGGAUGACACCAAGUGUAAGCUGAAGGGCAUGGCUGGGCCGGAUAAAAAGUUGUGGUUCCGGGUCAAGGCGUUGAAAAAUGACCUCGCCAGUGAACCUGGAGAGGAAUCAGACGUCGUCACUAUACCAGAUGGCAUUCCUCCAACCGGGAAACCAGAAGCAUGGGACGUGGAAGAAACCCAGACGAAACUCCGCUGGCCCGCCCUGGCUGACGGAAGUGACGUCAGGUACGACAACAUCACCGGAUAUGACGUCGAGAUGAGAGAAGAGGGAAGCUCAAAGUGGAACGAGGCGGCCAAGGGCGUGAAGAGGAACAAGUGUAAGGUGAUAGGUCUGGAGCCCGGGAGACACUACUACUUCCGGGUGCAGGCCAUGAGAGGGGACGAGGAGAGCGAGCACAGCGAGCCGUCCAACGUCGUCAUCACUCCCGGACAACGGACAGAAACUGAAGACAAGCCUGUGCCGCAAGUGAUAAUCACUACCCUGGACAACGAUGUCCUGGUCGGCGGAGCAUCGGACGAACCGCCUGUCAAUCAAAACAUCGAACCUCCCGGCAUGCCGUUCGCCUGGGAUGUCGAGGCCGUCACCCUCAAGUUGCGCUGGACACCUCUUUGGAACUGCACCGAGGACAGGUACGACCAGAUCAACGGUUACGAAAUCGAGAAGCAGGAAGCUGGCAGCGAGGAAUGGGUACUGUCGGCGUCUAGGUGUGUGAAAUCGAAAUGCAGGCUUCGCGGGCUGAAACCAGGGACGCAGUAUCGCUUCCGGGUCAUAGCUGUGAAGGAUGACAGGAAAAGCAAACCUGGGAGACCAUCUGAAGUCAUCACCACACCGCCGCUAGUCCCUCCACCCGGUAAACCUGAGUCGUGGGACGUCACAACCACCGAAGCUAAGCUGCAAUGGUCUGCCUUGGCCGACGACACGACUAACACUCGGGACGACGGUCUGACCGGAUAUGACGUAGAGAUGAAGGAAGAGAGCUGGAGUGAAUGGCAGCCCGCCGCCAACGGCGUCAAGAAGAACAAGUGCAAGAUCGUCGGGCUGCAGCCAGCGUCCAAUUACUACUUCCGGGUCAGGGCGAACACGACUUCCGGAGUAAGUGACUUCGGAGAAGAGUCGGAUGUUGUGGCCACCACAGAGAGAGGGUUCCCCACAGACAACGGUGUCACACUAACUCCGGUUAAGGAAAUCAGAGAUGGAGAAGUCGACAACAUUCCGCCAACCGGGAAGCCCGAAGCUUGGGACACAGAGGAGACCCAGACCAAGCUGCGCUGGCCGGCCCUCGCCGACGGAAGUGACACCAGAAAUGACGGCAUCACCGGAUAUGACGUCGAGAUGAGGGAGGACGGCAGCUACCAAUGGCAUUCCGCGGCCAAGGGCAUCAAGAAGCCGAAGUGCCGGGUGGUGGGGCUGGAGCCGGGGAGACGGUACUACUUCAGGAUCCAGGCCAUGAAGGGGGCCGCGGAGAGCGCGCACUCUGAGGUGUCUGACGUCGUCAUCACUCCGGGAACGAGAACAGAUGUUCAGACACCAGUGGAAGAUAUCGUUCGUCCCCCUGGGAAGCCAUCUGCCUACGACGUCGACGAAAGAGAGACAAAACUCCGCUGGCCCGCCUUGGCCGACGGAAGUGACAGCAGGUAUGACGACAUCACCGGAUAUGACGUCGAGAUCCUAGAGGACGGCACCCACCAAUGGAAGUCACAAGCAAAGGGCGUGAAAGGUACCAAGUGCCGGGUCAUCGGACUGGAGCCGGGGACCCUGUACUACUUCAGAGUGCAGGCGAUGAAAGGACCGAAGGAAAGCGAACCGUCAGAGGUGUCCGACGCCGUGCGCACGCUGGGGCGUAAGAGAAGAGACUCAGACGACUUAGAGACAUUUGCUGGAGGAGACAGGACCGGGAACCCCCCAAGAAUUCAAGAUGAAGAAAGAAACGGCCAACUUACCAUAGGAACGAUCGCGAUGAUGUCACUGUGGCCUACUGCCAGGCAGGAAGCAGAUUCCCUCCCGUUGCCCGGGCAACCCGAGGCCUUCAACGUGAGUGAGACGGAGACCGAGCUGCAGUGGCCGCCUCUCGCCAGAAGCUCCCCUGUCCAACACGACCCCAUCGACGGGUACUUUGUGGAGGUGCGCAAGUCUGGAGAGCAGCAGUGGAGGGCCUCGACGAGACCUUGCAAACUGACCAAGUGCAAGGUCAAGGGCUUGCUUCCGGACACGGCCUACUACUUCCGGGUCAAAUCCGCCCGAGGGUCGAGUGAGAGCGGCGCGAGCGAGACGUCUCAUGCCGUGGUCACACCUCGUGCGACAGACGACAACUGGAAGGAGAGGUUGCGACAGACCCUGGCCAGCGCGGCCGCCCAGCACACCGAGCCCUGCCCGUUCUGUAACCUCCCCAAGACGGACUCGGAGGACGGCAGGCCACAAGCGGUGGUGCGACCGAUUCAAAAUGGCGGAGCAGAUUUGGUGGACGAUGACGUCAUCAUCUGCGUGUGUGACUGCGACUCCAUAUCGGUGACGUCAUCUUCCCGGGGCAGCAGCCGGCGCGGCAGCGAGGACUCUAAACUUUGUGUUGUCAUGUAAUGAUGUGACGUCACGUUGCCUUAUAUGGGGCGACCUAGGCUGUAGGGCAUUCAUCACUUGCAACGUCUGACAAGGGCAGAUCCAAGACAAAUUAACGUCCGUGCCGUGAGAAAAAAAUGUAAAGCUCAAAGACAAUAAAGUAUAGUGAAUCCUGACACUAUAGUAGGAUUGCCGAAAAGGUAAAUGAUCGUGUAUAUUUUGAAAACGGUGUCUCGAGGGAAAUGAUUUCUAAAAUAAUACAAAGUUAAUGAGCAUCUAGAAAUCGGGUGUUUCUGAAAAGGUGUAUAGUUAAUAUAUGUAUGUGUAACAAAUAGCUCGAUGUUGUUAUUUAUUCAGAUCUUGUAUCUAUCAAAAUACUAGUAGUACAGACAUUAAUAGUUGUUUUGUCUAAGAUGUCUUGAUUUACCACAUUUGAAGAUUACAUACAUGAGAGUGUGUUCGCAUGCAUGUAAACUCAGCACAAAAAGUUUGGAAUAUCAACUUCGGUUGAUCAUAUUUUUGCUGUUUCUGCAUCAAUUUCAAUA